GCUUACCCAACCCCCAGGUUUCAACUUUCAAAUCCGUUGCCGAUAACAGAAAUCUCUCUCUCUCUCUGUGGCUCCCAAAACUACAAAUUCAGACGAAUAUUAAGGAAAUCAAGCACAAGUACAACCGCCUUUCAUCUCUAUUCGGCUCUGAUCGGGUCACCGCCGAUUCAGCGGCGUCAUAUGAUAUGAUCCGUUCCUACGACGACUGCCGCUGAGACGAGGUGGUUUGGCGAAUUUGCUGUGAUGUGAAUUGACGCAGGAGAGCCGCCAGAAUGGAUCGAUCGACGAUUGCCGUUGGAACCAGCAUGGAGAUGCCGAUCAUGCACGACAGCGACCGCUACGACUUCGUCCGGGACAUCGGCGCCGGAAACUUCGGCGUCGCCAGGCUCAUGAGGGACAAGCACACCCAAGAGCUCGUCGCCGUCAAGUAUAUCGAGCGAGGCGACAAGAUAGAUGAAAAUGUCCAAAGGGAAAUCAUAAAUCAUAGGUCUUUGAGACAUCCCAACAUUGUUCGGUUUAAGGAGGUCAUACUGACACCAACCCAUCUGGCCAUUAUAAUGGAGUAUGCAGCUGGAGGAGAGCUUUUUGAUCGAAUAUGCAAUGCUGGUCGAUUCAAUGAGGAUGAGGCUCGCUUUUUCUUUCAACAGCUAAUAUCUGGUGUCAGCUAUUGCCAUUCCAUGCAAGUGUGUCACCGGGAUUUGAAGUUGGAAAACACUUUAUUGGAUGGCAGCCCUGCUCCUCGCCUUAAGAUAUGUGACUUUGGUUACUCAAAGAAUUCUCUGUUGCACUCACAACCGAAAUCGACAGUGGGGACUCCAGCAUAUAUUGCUCCAGAAGUGUUACUAAGGCAGGAAUAUGAUGGCAAGAUCGCGGAUGUGUGGUCAUGUGGUGUGACAUUGUAUGUGAUGCUGGUUGGUGCAUAUCCUUUUGAAGACCCUGAUGAACCAAAGGACUUCCGAAAGACGAUAAGCAGGAUUCUGCAAGUCCAAUAUUCAAUUCCUGACAAUAUUCAAAUAUCUCCUGCAUGCCGCCAUCUUAUCUCAAGGAUAUUCGUUGCUGACCCUACACAGAGGAUUACCAUGCCCGAGAUAAGGAACCACGAGUGGUUUCUAAAAAACCUCCCAGCUGAGCUCAUGGAUGAGAAGACGAUGAGCAACCAGUAUGAAGAGCCUGAUCAACCCAUGCAGAGCGUUGACACAAUCAUGCAAAUAAUUUCCGAGGCCACCGUUCCACCAGUUGGACUAUAUAACUUGGACAUGGAUGAUGACAUGGAUGACUUGGAAUCUGAAUCUGAUCUUGAUGUUGACAGUAGUGGAGAGAUCAUCUAUGCCGUCUGAUUCCAAUUCCUGUGUGAAAGGAACUCAUGGUCUCUGGAGUUUGUAACGAGAUAAAACUGUAAUUUUGUACGAGGCAAAAAUUUCUGCCAAGAUCAUCCAUCACCACAGGAAUCAAAGCUGUCACCUGGUCAAGAUACCCAAUUAUUCAGCAUAAGACAGUUGAGUUUAUUGCUUGUAGCAUACUUCUUGUGCCCCCUUUUCCUGCCCUCCCAAGACGGUUAUUUUUGCGCACGGUCAUUGCUUUUUGUUCUACCCACGGUCUUGUUUCCAACUUGUUUGCUUUUCUUUUCUUCUUUUUUCACCUCAAAAGUACCAAGUAUUGUAUAAAUUUGUUGUUGUGAUAACUGAUAUAUUACAUUACAUUUUAUC
Messenger RNA from Diospyros lotus (date-plum), 1706 nucleotides. Its product is annotated as serine/threonine-protein kinase SRK2I-like. Gene Ontology annotation, cellular component: nucleus. Bases 273 to 1337 code for a protein of 354 amino acids. Gene Ontology annotation, molecular function: ATP binding; protein serine/threonine kinase activity. Gene Ontology annotation, biological process: intracellular signal transduction; protein phosphorylation. The record is from RefSeq and is a predicted model, not a curated record. NCBI's taxonomy places the organism in Eukaryota, Viridiplantae, Streptophyta, Magnoliopsida, Ericales, Ebenaceae. The transcript has 9 exons.